AAAAUACGAGCGUUGAAGGGAAUGCGGCAAGUAAUAACGAAGUCUUGUACACUGAAUCUGAAAUGCUACUGUAUGUAGAAUUACAAAUGUGAUUUACAUCUACAUGCAACUUGUGAAAAUGAAUGCCGGGACCACGUGAUCAUAGCACAAGGCACCAACAAUAUUAAAUGGAAUCUACAAAAGAUCAUUUUUUUUUCUCUGUUGUUCAUAAUUUCAUAGUCUCACAAUUACCUCAGUAAAAUUGAUAUACUUACCAUCAACAUUAGCAAAUGGCCUUGGAUUGUCUUUCUGGGACUCAACUGAGGAUGAUUUAGACAAGAGCCGUUCCAUGUUGGUCCAAUUUUGACUGACAAUAUUAUCAAGACAGUCAAAAUGACGUUCCUGAAGGACCAUAACCAUAACCAGAUUAAUAUCCCCAGCCACCUCUCCUAACUUUCUUCAGCUGGCAUUCAUGAAGCAACCAAACGCCUUUAUUACCUGCGCCACAUGACAGAGUAAAGGCUCCUCCCUCUGCUCUGAUAUUUCCGAGACACCAAAUGCCACAUCCACAUCCACAUCCACAACCUUCUCAUUCUCUUCUUAUUUAUCUUGCUCAUUCUCUCAACUUUAUCUUCCAAAAGCUCUCUCUUACUUACCCCAUAAAAUGGAUGAAUACCCAGUGAAAUGGCUGUUCUUUAUACUAACAAUCCAUCUAGCCUUCAAUCUUGUCCUCUGUUCACAAAUGCCAUCAACAAAGAAGACUUACAUUGUCCAGAUGGAUAAGACCUCAAUGCCACAAUCCUUUUCCAGCCACCUAGAGUGGUACUCAUCGAAAGUGAAAUCUGUAGUUUCUAAACAAGAAAAGCAAGGAGAUGAUGGCAACAAAGAGCGGAUUAUUUACAAUUAUGAGACUGCUUUUCAUGGGAUGGCUGCCCAACUGAGUGAAGAAGAAGCUGAGAAGCUAGAGGAUCAAGAUGGUGUCAUGACUAUAUUCCCAGAAACCAUAUAUCAACUACACACAACUAGGAGUCCAAAGUUUCUUGGGCUAGAGCGAGAAGAUAGUACCAAUGCAUGGUCUCAGAAACCUGCAGAUCAUGAUGUGGUAGUGGGAGUACUGGACACAGGAAUUUGGCCAGAGAGUGCAAGCUUCAAUGAUACAGGCAUGGCACCAGUGCCUUCUCAAUGGAAAGGAACUUGUGAGACUGGACGAGCCUUCAAUGUCCGUCACUGUAAUAGGAAAAUCAUUGGAGCAAGAGUUUUCUAUAGAGGAUAUGAAGCUGCAACAGGAAAAAUCAAUGUUCAGAAUGAGUAUAAAUCGCCUAGAGACCAAGAUGGCCAUGGGACACACACAGCCGCAACAGUUGCGGGAUCUCCAGUGCGUGGCGCAAACUUACUUGGCUAUGCAUAUGGAACGGCAAGAGGGAUGGCACCUGGUGCAAGAAUUGCAGCUUACAAGGUUUGUUGGGCUGGUGGGUGCUUCAGCUCAGACAUUUUGUCAGCAGUGGAUAGAGCAGUGGCUGAUGGAGUGAAUGUUCUCUCUAUAUCUCUGGGUGGUGGGGUGUCUUCUUAUUACCGUGACAGUUUAUCGAUAGCAACCUUUGGGGCAAUGGAGAUGGGUGUUUUCGUUUCAUGUUCAGCUGGAAAUGGAGGGCCAGAUCCUGUCACUCUUACAAAUGUGUCUCCAUGGAUCACCACGGUUGGUGCUAGCACCAUGGAUAGAGAAUUCCCCGCUAUUGUUAAGCUGGGAACUGGCAACACUGUAACUGGCACAUCUCUCUACAAAGGCCAGAGAAAUCUGUUAACAAACAAGCAGUACCCCCUGGUUUAUACAGGCAGUAAUUCAAGCAGUCCUGACCCAAGCUCCCUGUGCUUGGAGGGAACUCUGGAUCCACAUAAAGUUGGUGGAAAGAUUGUGAUAUGUGACCGCGGAAUCAACCCUCGAGUUCAAAAGGGCCAAGUGGUGAAAGAUUCUGGAGGGAUAGGCAUGAUUCUGACAAAUACAGCAGCAAAUGGAGAGGAGCUAGUUGCAGAUUGUCACCUUCUUCCAGCAGUUGCAGUUGGUGAAAUGCAUGGGAAAGCUAUCAAACACUAUGCUUUAACAAAUCGAAAUGCAACUGCCACUCUAGCAUUUCUCGGUACCAAGUUGGGAAUUAAGCCAUCUCCUGUUGUAGCAGCAUUUUCAUCUAGAGGACCCAAUUUUCUCACUCUCGAAAUUUUGAAACCUGAUCUUGUUGCACCCGGUGUGGACAUCCUUGCUGCUUGGACAGGGGAUUUGAGUCCGUCAAGUUUGCCAACUGAUCAUCGGAAAGUGAAGUUCAAUAUAUUGUCUGGAACUUCCAUGUCAUGCCCACAUGUGAGUGGAAUUGCUGCUUUGCUCAAGGCUAAACAUCCAGAAUGGAGUCCAGCAGCAAUUAAGUCAGCACUGAUGACAACAGCCUAUGUUCAUGAUAACAUUAAGGGCCCUCUGAAAGAUGCCUCAACAGCUGCCCCCUCAACUCCCUUUGAGCAUGGUGCUGGACACAUAAACCCGCUUAAAGCUCUAGAUCCGGGUUUGAUUUAUGACAUUGAACCUCAGGAUUACUUUGAAUUCCUUUGCACACAAAGGCUAACUCCCACACAGCUUAGCGUCUUUGGCAAGUACUCAAAUAGAUCUUGCCAUCACUCCCUCGCAAGUCCAGGAGACUUGAACUACCCAGCUGUCUCGGUAGUCUUCCCAGAUAAUUCUUCAACUUUGACAAUCCACAGAACAGUCACCAAUGUUGGCCCUCCCAUCUCAAACUACCACGUCGCUGUUUCCCCAUUUAAGGGGGCAAUUGUUAAAGUUGAGCCACAAACCUUGAAUUUCACCGGCAGAAAUCAGAAACUAUCUUACAAGAUUACCUUUGUUACGAAGUAUCAUCAAACAAUACCAGAGUUUGGUGGUUUAUUAUGGAAGAAUGCAUUACACAAAGUAAGAAGUCCAAUUAUCAUCACAUGGUUGCUACCAAUAUAAAUUGUACUGAGGCAAUUUCAACAAUUUAUUGUUCCAAAAUAAAAGUGAUGUUUUAUCAAGAGUGAAGGCUCUUUCAUAUGUAGUAUAUGAAAUGCAUUUUCUUCCU
Molecule: messenger RNA, 3077 nt
Organism: Tripterygium wilfordii
Lineage: Eukaryota; Viridiplantae; Streptophyta; Magnoliopsida; Celastrales; Celastraceae
Product: subtilisin-like protease SBT1.3
Exons: 1
Coding region: 644-2971 (775 amino acids)
Biological process (GO): proteolysis
Molecular function (GO): serine-type endopeptidase activity
Source: RefSeq, a predicted model, not a curated record